AUGGCCCUCCGGUCGGCAUUCCGGCCGGCAUUACGGCCGUCCUCAAGGACAUCGACGGGCGACAUCUGCCCAUUUGCGCCAUUGACGCGACAAGCAAAACGUCGGAUGCAGCAGGACCACCGGAACAGACUGUCCAACAUUUGGCUGCCGGCACCUCAAGUCUUCCUGAAAGACGCCAAACAUGACGAAGAAUCCCAUGCAAAGCUCAUACGAGCGGGCUUCUUCCGCCAAGCGCAUUCGGGCGUCUUCCACAUGCUGCCAAUGGGGCUUCGAGUCCAGGACAAGAUCGAGGCGCUUGUGGACAAGCACAUGAAGGCCAUUGGCGGCUCGCGGGUGUCGCUGUCGAGCAUUUCGUCUGCGAAUCUCUGGGCACGAAGCGGCCGCCUGCAGAAUGUGCAGUCAGAGUUGUUCCAAUUCGCCGAUAGAAAAGAAGCCAAGUAUCUGUUGUCGCCAACGCACGAGGAGGAGAUUACCGAGCUGGUUUCUCAGAACGUGCGGUCGUACCGCGGCCUGCCCUUGCGGCUGUAUCAAAUUACCCGCAAAUACCGCGACGAGAUGCGUCCACGGCACGGCAUCCUGCGCUCACGCGAGUUCCUCAUGAAGGACAUGUACACCUUCGACGCCUCGGUGGAGGACGCCAUGGCCACCUACGAUCAUGUUCGCGCCGCCUACGCAGCCAUCUUUGCCACCCUCAAGGUGCCUGUACUCGCGGCUCAAGCCAGCUCAGGCGACAUGGGCGGCAAUCUGAGCCACGAGUACCACCUGGCAGCCUCUCUAGGCGAAGACUACGUUGCUCACUGUAGCAGCUGCGAUCUGGUGGCGAACACGGAGGUGCUGGAGGCAACCGUGGCUCCCAAAGCAGCAGGUCUUGAAGUCAAGUACGCUCAGGCGUGGCGCGGCAUCUCGCGCAACCACACGACGCUCGUCAAUGUAUGGUACCCGGCCGAGGCCAUCAAUGCAGCGACGGGCGAGACGGUGCGCUUGUCAGACGACGACAUUGACCCUCACGCUGUCAAGGCGGUUGUGCCGGACCUGCACUCGGGCAUCGAGAACGCGGCCGCUGCUUGGAAUGGCGUGCUGGCCAAGCUCAAGACCGAUACAGAGGCAGACACAGAACCUGCCAGCCGUCCCAAGAUUGUCAAUCUCGUCGACCAGCGACUCGUACAGAGUGACGGUUCUUUGGCUGCAGCGGUGGACAUCAACACCCGUCAGUGGCCCUUGUUCGGUUCUACAACAACGGGCCAUGCAGACGAGAUCACCCGCUACUUUGAUGUCGAAGCGCCUACCACUGCUGACGGCACCGGCCGCUCCCUCAACUUUGCCAAGCCGCGUACCGGCGACGACUGUCCGCGCUGCCACGGUCACGGCACGCUUGUCGUAGACCGCGCAAUCGAACUGGGCCACACAUUUUACCUUGGCACGCGCUACACAGCGCCCGAGGCCCUGGAUGUCAAGAUACCGGCCGAGGGCAGCGGCGCUGCGGGCGCGCAGGCCACGAUCGUGCCCGAGAUGGGCUGCUACGGCCUGGGCAUCUCGCGGAUCCUCGGCGCCGUCGCAGACCACCUGGCUGACCAGCAGGGUCUCAACUGGCCGCGGGCGAUUGCGCCGUUCGAGGUGGCGGUGAUUAUGGCGCCGCCCAGGCCUUCCAAGGCCGGCGCGGCAAAGGUUCCGGCCCAAGCGGCGGUGGCAGAGGGUGUGUACGAUAUUCUGGCUGGCCGGACGAACGCGUCCUCCAAAGGCACAGCGGAAGCUGAACUGGACGUCGUGCUCGAUGACCGCAAUGGUGCGUCGCUGCUCUACAAGCUCAAGGAUGCCGACCUGAUGGGAUACCCGGUGGUCGUUGUUGUGGGCAUGGCAUGGUUCAAGAGCGUCGGCACGGACGAUUUUGCUCGUGCAGAUAGUCUGCCGCUGGACGGCCUGGUGGAAGUGCAGUGCCGGCAGUUGGGCGUGAAAACGGAGGUGCCAUUGCGAGAUCUGCGAGCCUUUGUCGCAGGUUUGCUUGACCAACUGUAA
This is a messenger RNA of Sporothrix brasiliensis 5110, 2013 nucleotides long. RefSeq names its product prolyl-tRNA synthetase. Gene Ontology annotation, cellular component: cytoplasm; mitochondrion. Gene Ontology annotation, biological process: prolyl-tRNA aminoacylation. The record is from RefSeq and is a predicted model, not a curated record. NCBI's taxonomy places the organism in Eukaryota, Fungi, Ascomycota, Sordariomycetes, Ophiostomatales, Ophiostomataceae. Gene Ontology annotation, molecular function: proline-tRNA ligase activity; ATP binding. The coding region runs from base 1 to 2013 and encodes 670 amino acids. The transcript has 5 exons.